UACUGCCAUGCGCUUAGCAUAGCGCCCCUUACAGCAAAAGCUUCCUAAAUACUAAAUGAGACUUGGGGCCCUAAAUGUUGGCCACGCCUCUAAAGCCCCUAAAUUCCAGGAUGGCUGAGAAAGGCCACGCCCUGGACUUUCCUCCGGGGGCCAGGUUCUCCCCAAGCCCACCGAGCGACCUAAAUCUAGCCCCGAGCCUCCAGGUGAAAGAACCAAGGGAGGCGCCGGAGAAUGGGGGGAGGGUAUCGUCAUGUAAGUAACGCCGCGUCCUCUACGUUCUCCCGGCGCGUAGCUCCGCCCUCCCUUCGAACAUCCUGCUGGGAUCGCCUGGGAAACGCAUUCUCGGAGGAACACGCAGCCGUCCAAUGAGGAGCGAAGGAACACGACGAACUAACCAAUGAGCGAGGAGCUGUGCGGGGUUUAAACCUCAGGCUAGGCUGCUGCUAGUCACUGCGUGCUGGGACGAACGGCUGUUAGUUACUUCGUCGGCUUGCUGUCCACUCGCAGGGAGCCAGGGGUGGGGGGGCAUCUGUGCUUUUUCUGUGUUUGUAUUUGUCUCUUUGUUUCCUUGUUAUUAUUAGCUGCCGCCUGGAAAGGUGGAAGCCAUGGCACUCCGUGUUACCAGGAACAUGAAGAUCAAUGCUGAGAAUAAACUGAAGACCAAUGUUGCAGGCGCCAAAAGGGUGCCUGUACCCACUGCUUCCUCUAAGCCUGGGCUGAGGCCAAGAAUGGCCCUGGGUGAUAUUGGCAACAAAGUGUGUGAGCAACAGCCUGCAUCAAAAAUACCUCUGAAAAAGGAAGCUAAAGCUCCCAUUGCAAAAGUAGCUGCUAAAAAAGCUUCCAAACCAGUAGAAAAAAUGCCUGUGCCUGAACCUGUUAAGGAAGAGAAACUAAGUCCUGAGCCUUUUAAGGCGGAUUCACCAUCCCCAAGCCCAAUGGAAACAUCCGGAUGUGCACCUGCAGAAGAGUUUCUGUGCCAAGCUUUUUCUGAUGUCAUACUUGCAGUGAAAGAUGUUGAUGCAGAUGAUACAGCUGAUCCAAAUCUUUGUAGUGAAUAUGUAAAAGAUAUUUAUUGCUAUCUUAGACAACUUGAGGAAGAGCAGGCAGUCAGACCAAAAUACCUGGUGGGUCAAGAAGUCACUGGGAACAUGAGAGCCAUCUUAAUUGACUGGUUGGUACAAGUGCAGAUGAAGUUCAGGUUGCUUCAGGAGACUAUGUACAUGACCGUGGCCAUUAUUGACCGAUUUAUGCAGGAUAACAGUGUACCUAAGAAGCUGCUGCAGCUGGUGGGUGUUACUGCCAUGUUCAUUGCCAGCAAGUACGAAGAGAUGUACCCACCUGAAAUUGGGGACUUUGCCUUUGUAACUGACCACACGUACAGUAAGCACCAGAUUCGACAGAUGGAAAUGAAGAUUCUCAAAGCUUUAGACUUCAGUCUGGGUCGUCCUUUACCCCUGCACUUCCUACGCCGAGCAUCCAAGGUUGGAGAGGUUGACAUUGAACAGCACACCUUAGCCAAAUAUCUGAUGGAACUCACAAUGGUAGACUAUGAUAUGGUCCACUUCCCUCCUUCCCAGAUUGCAGCAAGUGCUUUUUGCUUGGCACUGAAAGUGCUCGAUAAUGGUGAAUGGACUCCAACUCUCCAACACUACAUGUCUUAUACUGAAGAGGCCCUUCUUCCUGUAAUGCAACACAUGGCUAAGAAUGUGAUCCUGGUGAACCGGGGGCUUACAAAACACAUGGCUAUCAAGAAUAAGUAUUCAAGCACUAAGCACGCAAAGAUCAGCACUAUUGCACAACUGAAUUCUGUAGUAAUUCAAGAUCUAGCCAGGCCACUAACAAAAGUGUAACUCCUGAUCUUGCACUGUGUAGUGAAAUCUGCAAUAAAAUUGGCACCAUGUGCCUUUUUGUACAUAUUAUAGCUCCCAAAUACUUGUCAUAAUAAAGUUUUCUUUUGUCCCUUUUA
Messenger RNA from Monodelphis domestica (gray short-tailed opossum), 1966 nucleotides. It is a transcript of the gene CCNB1, whose product is annotated as cyclin B1. The record is from RefSeq and is a predicted model, not a curated record. Gene Ontology annotation, molecular function: cyclin-dependent protein serine/threonine kinase regulator activity. Gene Ontology annotation, biological process: mitotic cell cycle phase transition. NCBI's taxonomy places the organism in Eukaryota, Metazoa, Chordata, Mammalia, Didelphimorphia, Didelphidae.